GUCACUACAUGCACGUGUAUGCUACGUUGGCAAUGGGAGGUAGCUCUCAUAAGCAAAUGGACAAGGAAGUGCCUCGUGCUAUGCAGCUCUACUACACAAAUUAGGUUGCUCGAUCUCUAGUUUCUAUUAUGAUCAAGCUAACGUGUGCAGAAUGUUCUUUUCACCGUUUGUGCUAUGAACGAGCUUUUCUUCAUCGCUCUUUACCUUCUCUCUUUUUCCUCACCUAUCCCCAUAUCAACCAUGGUGCAGACUGAUGGUCAACUCGGGUCGGUAACGUCCGGAACCCCUCCAGAUCCAUCAUUGAUUUGGACCUCACCAUGGAGCGCCGGAUGGAUGGAAACAGCAAGGUAAAUUCUUAAAACAACUUGAUCACUAUAAGAAUAAUAAUUAACUUCUCGACCUACACAGAGCAAACAAAAUGGAUAGUUCCGGUCCUUGGAUUCUUCUCUAUAUUUCGUCUAUUUUCAUGCUCUUCAAACAGUAUGUUAAUAUCAUUCAAUCGAUUGAAGCUAGUAAGCGUCUCACGGAGGAUGAUAUUGAAUUGAGGAAGAAGAGUAUGUCAGCUCGAAAUGCUAGGCGGUAAUGUUGACUACUGUUAUUAGGGGAUUGAGAGGGAAUGAAAAAUCAUGUCAAAUUAGAUGAUGUGGUAAUCUUACUAUCUUCAUUAGAAAUCUGGGUAUAGAGGAGUUCCUAUCUUGGUAUAUCCGAGCUUAUAGCUUAUUAGAUGAUAUCACCCAUAUCUUACAUAUGAGGAACAUCUCCCUGCAAUAUACAGUACAAUAC
Messenger RNA from Sclerotinia trifoliorum, 783 nucleotides. The record is from the annotation of a GenBank genome assembly. Lineage: Eukaryota; Fungi; Ascomycota; Leotiomycetes; Helotiales; Sclerotiniaceae.